AUGGGUGAGUUGCUUCUAUCAACCUCUGUGAAUUCAGUUGUUAGAAGGGUUGCUUCCUUUACUGGUGAAUAUGCCAUAAGUGGGAUCAAGUCAACAUGUAAUGUUUAUAAAGAAUUAGGGAAGCUGGAAAAAACACUAAGUGCAAUCUCUGCUGUCCUUAAAGAUGCUGAGAGAAAACAAUCUACUUCAAAUGCCAUUAAGGAGUGGCUGGACAAUCUCAAGGAUGUUGUCUAUGAUAUUGAUGAUGUAAUGGAUACUGUAGCAACUGAUGUUUUGGAGGAUGAUGAGGCUUGCAAUUGUUUAUCAGGGAUCAAUAAGUUCAUUAUUCAUCCUAUCCAGUGGAGUGUGAAAAUAAAACAAGUUAGAGAAAAACUUGAUGAAAUAUCAACUAAUGGAAGAGACUAUAGAUUAACAGAGGAAACAAAUAUAGACAGACAAUGCUCACGUGGUAACGUUAGGGAAACACACUCAUUUAUUAAAGAAUCAGAUAUUUUUGGAAGAGAAACUGCUAAAAAAGAAAUUUUGGACUUUAUACUGGGAGCUGAAUUUUUUUAUCAUUUAUUUGCGGUUCCUUUUGUUGGUCCAGGGGGGAUAGGAAAAACUGCACUGGCAAAAUUAGUGUUCAAUGAUAGCAGAGUUGAUGAAUAUUUCGACAUGAAGUUAUGGGUAUGCGCCUCUGAUGUAUUUGAUCUUAAAAGAGUAUUGCAUGACAUUCUAGAAUCUGGCACUGGUGAAAUCCAUACAGGGUUAAAUCUUGAAGUGCUACAGAACAAGGUGUGUGGUCUUUUAAGGGAACGAAGAUUCCUCCUAGUACUAGAUGACAUGUGGAGCGAGAAUAUUAGUGAAUGGGAGGAAUUGAAAAAUUUGUUAUCUAUUUGUAAAACUGGAAGUGUGGUUAUAGUCACCACACGUAGUCCCAAGGUUGCGUACAUGGUGCAGACAUUGGCACCAUAUUUGGUAACAGAGCUGCCACAUGAUGAAUGUAUGGAGAUAUUUAAUCACUAUGCAUUUAGAGGCCAGGAGGAAAAUUAUCCAGAGUUGGUUGAAAUUGGAAAUUCCAUUGUUGAAAAAUGCGGUGGUUUUCCAUUAGCAGCUAAGACAUUGGGAUGCAUGCUAUUUGAUAAUCGGGAUAUUAGAGAAUGGAUGCACAUUGUGGAAGAUAAUAUGUGGAAUCUUGAACAACAUAGUGGUGAUAUCCUACCUGCAUUGAAAUUAAGUUACCAAGUGCUUCCGUCUCAUCUGAAAGCAUGUUUCUCUAGCUUGUCUAUAUUCCCAAAAUCUUACAAGCUUAACAGACACUUUUUAAUCAGGUACUGGAUGGCUUUAGGGUUAUUGGAUACAACAACCGGCGAAAGCAAGGAAGUAGUAGCAGAACGAUACUUCUAUGAACUUGUAGGGAGAAAUCUUUUCCAAGACUUCCGCAUUGUUUAUGAUGGCACCAUUAAUACUUGCAAAAUGCAUGAUCUUGUGAAUAAUCUUGCAAACUUAGUAUCGAAAAGAGAUCAUGCUAUUAUAAGCUGUGAAAAGGAUAGAGUCACUAGAAAUGCUAGGCAUAUAGUCUGGGAACAUGGUUACUUCUCACCGGAGCUCAAAUUUCCUAGGGAGCUGAGAAAAGCAAACAAGGCUAGAUUAUUUGCAAGCAUUGGCAAUAUCGGAACUGUGAGUAAAGCUUUUAUUAAAGAUCUAUUAUCAACUUUUACCCUUUUACGAGUGUUGAUAUUUUCAGAGGUUGAGUUUGAAGAAUUACCUGAUUCAAUUGGAAAUUUGAAGCACCUAAGGUAUCUAGACCUUCAAUGGAAUACUAAACUAAAAUCAGUACCAACUUCUCUUUCAAAGCUAGUGAACCUGCAGAUGCUUCAUAUUGGAAUGUGUAUGCAAUUAGAGGAGUUGCCAGAAGAUAUUCAUGGACUUGUGAACCUUAGUUUUUUGUUCCUCACGUCAAAGCAAAAGCUUUUACCGAAAGCUGGACUUCGUAGCUGGACAUCUCUGACGACUCUAAAUCUGGGAUAG
Oryza brachyantha (malo sina) is the source of this 2010-nucleotide messenger RNA. Its product is annotated as putative disease resistance protein RGA3. Gene Ontology annotation, molecular function: ADP binding. Lineage: Eukaryota; Viridiplantae; Streptophyta; Magnoliopsida; Poales; Poaceae. The coding region runs from base 1 to 2010 and encodes 669 amino acids. The transcript has a single exon. The record is from RefSeq and is a predicted model, not a curated record. Gene Ontology annotation, biological process: defense response to other organism.